Cladocopium goreaui is the source of this 285-nucleotide messenger RNA. Lineage: Eukaryota; Dinophyceae; Suessiales; Symbiodiniaceae. The record is from the annotation of a GenBank genome assembly.
AUGAUUUUGACCUCGCCAAGUCGGGAUGACUUCGCAACAGGAGCGGCAUUCGAUCCUGAAACAUUUCGAUUUUUCCAGGAGAAUCAAGAUCCAGAGCAUCCUGAGGAAGUUGAGGAGGACAUUGAUGCUGAUUCAGCAGAAGAGGCGAAGUUGAAGAGUUGUUGGUCUGACACGGUGAGAUCGCUGCAUGCGUCGCGCGAAACAACAACUUAUAGACUUGUUUUCAUGUCAUCUCUGCAAACAUGCACCUGCCGAUACUAUCACACACCGGCAGACGUGACAUAA